GUCCUCCCGAAAUAAACAAAUUGGGGUCCUCUUUUUUCGCCAAAUGCUAGCCACUAUAACGAGAACUCGAGACGGGCUAUUUUGCUCCAUAUACGACAACUCUGGCAACAGUAACACCAGCAAGUUCGUUUUAGACGACCAGAGGAAUGUUCAACAAAGUGAGGUUUAAUCGGUGUCAUUUACGUCCCUAGUGGUCCAUUAUUUGUGUUUUUCUUCCAACGACGAAGGGUGUUUUCUUCGGUCGCCGCUAGCACGGCUCAAUCGUAACAACACAUCCAACAUUUUCACAUUUACCCCUACAAUAACCAGUGAGCUUGGCUUGAAGAUUUACGUCGUUUUACAUUUGAAUUGCGAAGGAGUAAAUGAGCAGUAAUGUCUGGCAUUGCUCUAAGCAGACUGUCCCAAGAGCGCAAAGCUUGGAGGAAAGACCACCCAUUUGGUUUUGUGGCAGUGCCUACCAAGAAUCCUGAUGGGACCAUGAAUCUGAUGAACUGGGAGUGUGCCAUUCCGGGAAAGAAAGGAACCUUGUGGGAGGGAGGACUGUAUAAACUCAGAAUGCUCUUCAAAGAUGACUACCCCUCCUCUCCGCCUAAAUGCAAGUUUGAGCCGCCAAUAUUCCAUCCAAAUGUCUACCCAUCUGGCACCGUGUGUCUGUCCAUCCUGGAGGAGGACAAAGAUUGGAGGCCUGCCAUCACCAUCAAACAGAUCCUGUUGGGAAUCCAGGAGCUACUGAACGAGCCCAACAUUCAAGACCCAGCACAAGCAGAGGCUUACACAAUCUACUGUCAGAACAGGAUGGACUAUGAGAAGCGGGUCAGAGCCCAGGCCAAGAAGUUUGCACCUGCAUAGAUCAGACUACCGGUCUCCUCCCCACCAUGGACAGCCUGACCUAACAGAGCUCGGGACAAAUAGGUGACAAACGGGAGAAUCUGAACGAGCACUCCAACCAGAAUCCACUUUUCUGUAUUAUUUCAUUGGUGGCAUGUAAAAGAUAAUCCCAGCACUUGUAUAUUGGUUGUAAGAUCAACAGUUGCUAGGUAACAAGGAAGCAAGGGAAAUUUCUAUGUAACUCUCUCAAGGCACAUUUGGAAACAAGCAAAAGGAGAGAUUAGGCCUCUUGAUAAACGAGCGCAUGUACAUAUUAUAAAUAAAUACAAUUGUGGAAGUUAUGUUUUAUAUUGUUUUAGCCUGUUGACAUUUGUGUGUGGUAUUAUAAUGAAGACACAAUAUUGUGAACGUUGAAUAAAAGAACAAAAGCCAAUGA
This is a messenger RNA of Nerophis lumbriciformis (worm pipefish), 1264 nucleotides long. Its product is annotated as SUMO-conjugating enzyme UBC9-like. NCBI's taxonomy places the organism in Eukaryota, Metazoa, Chordata, Actinopteri, Syngnathiformes, Syngnathidae. The record is from RefSeq and is a predicted model, not a curated record.